Amphibalanus amphitrite is the source of this 3030-nucleotide messenger RNA. RefSeq names its product glutamic acid-rich protein-like. Gene Ontology annotation, cellular component: actin filament; cytoplasm. Gene Ontology annotation, molecular function: microtubule binding; actin binding. The record is from RefSeq and is a predicted model, not a curated record. Gene Ontology annotation, biological process: actin filament polymerization. The transcript is spliced from 8 exons. Bases 204 to 2429 code for a protein of 741 amino acids. Lineage: Eukaryota; Metazoa; Arthropoda; Thecostraca; Balanomorpha; Balanidae.
GACCCGCCGUCUGCGACAGGUCUUCGGUGAACCGGCCGCCGUCGGGCCCGCCCGGCGAGAAGGUGCACUUCGUCCGGUUCGAGAUCAGCUCCGAGGAGGAGAGCGGGGAGGAGAGUGAGAAGGAGGAGGAGGAGAGUGAGGAGGAGCCCCCUCCGCCCCCGCCGCCGCCGGCCGCCCCCCGCCCAACCCCCGGCCGUCCAGCCAUGCCCGUCGAGGCCGAUCCGGUGCCCUGGCGCAAGCCCAAGCUGAAAAAGGUGGAGCGCAAGGGGUCGGUGACGCAGGCGCCGCCGUCCGAGCCGCCGGCGCGGCCGCCCUGGGCCGAUGACGCCAAGCGCCGGCUGGGCGAUGUGCCGGUGACGCCCCAGAAGCCGGCGGCCAACAGCAGCGCCAAGCCGCAGUGGGCUUCGAAGCCGGUCGACGUCGACAAGCUGGAGGAACUGGAGCGGAAGCACCAGGAGAGGAUACCGGCCACACCCGCCCAGCCCGAGUGGACCGUGAAAAAGAUGGACGCCACCAAAUUGGGCCGCCUCGAGCGGCAGAACCGGCUGGACAAGAUGGCGAGCUUCGACAAAUCGGCACCCGACUGGGCAGAUAAACGAAAAUCACUCGACUUCAGCAAGCUGCAGGAACUGGAAGCGAAGGCGAAGGCCGAGCAGGCUGCGGAACAGAAGCCGGCGCCAUGGACAGAAACGGUCCAGCUGGUGCCGCCCCCGCCCCCGCCCCCGCCCCCGCCCCCGCCGCCGCCACCGGCAGGGGCUCCGCCGCCCCCGCCGCCUCUACCAGGCAAGCAGCCGAUGACUGCCGCUCAGAAGGAGCGCCUGGAGAAGCUGAAGAAGACGCCACGCCGCCGACCCGACUGGAGCACCAUGAUGAAGGAAAUUAGCCAGCCGAAAUCCCUGAAGAAAGUCCAGUGUAACGAUCGCAGCGCUCCAAUCGUCAAAAACCUCAAACGGAAAGAUAACGAGUUCGUAUUUGAAUCAGAAAAGGAAGCAUCAGCAACGGCAAAGCUGCUUAGUGAGAUUAGACAGGGCGUCAAAUUGAAAAAGGUGAAGACCAAGGAUCGGAGCAAGCCAAUGCUAGAAGGACUGCGGAAGCUGCGCCGACAGAAGACGUCCGAGGCGUUCCUGAACCUGCCGCCCGAGGAGCUGAUUGACUCGGAGCCCGAGGAACUGGACGAUAUCGAUAAGGUGCGAGACGACCUCCAGUCGACCCGGCAGCUGCUCGGCGAGGAGGUCAAGAACCGCGAGCGGCUCGUCAAGGAGAACAAGCACAUGAAGAACGAGCUGAAGCGGAUGCAGGACGAGCUGGACAAGCUGCGCGGCACGGCACAGCCGGACGCCGCUGCCGCGGAGACGGUGCCACCGCCGCAGACAGCCCAGGACGUGGCGGCUGACGCGGCGGGGGCGGGGGCGGGGGCGGGGGCGGCUGAGGUGAGCGCCGUCCGGGAGGAGUUGGAGGCGGCUCGGCUGGCGGAGGCUCUGUGGGCGGAACGGGCGCGCACCGCCGAGCAGGAGCUGGCCGCCCUGAGAGCCCGUCUGCAGGACGAGGGUCUGCUCAACGGGCCGCCGGAGCCGGAGGAGACCAAACCAGCCGAGUGGGAGAACGAGCAGGUGGUGGUCAAGAGCAAGACCAAGGACAAACUCUCCAAGACCGCCUCCAAGGCCAAGGUCAACAAGAGCGGAGGCGAUGGCAAAGAGGCAGAGGAAGCAAAAGAAGGGAAGGAUGGCAAGGAAAGCAAAGAGGGCAAAGAGGAGAAGGACGAUAAGAAACCGAAGCUGCAGAAGGAGAUGAGCAAGCCGUCUGAGGAUAUUGAGGAAUCGUCUGAGGAGGAGCUGUCCUCGGACGACGAGCCGGACAGCGAGGAGGAGAGACGUCGCGAGCUCGACCAGGACAGAAAAAAGAAAAUGAGGGACCUGAAAAUGUGCAAGAGCAAGGUGUGGCACAUCAACACUAAGGAGAAGCACGCCAAAGAUGAGAGGAUACAGCUGAAGAACCGCAUCAAGUCUCUGAACCAGAGCCUGAAGGACGAGAACCGCAAGUACAAGGAGCUGCAGCGCGAGGUCCGUAAGCUGGGCGCCAUGAUGAAGGGCAGCGACGAGGAGAACUCGGAGGACGAGGAGGAGGACGAGGAGCCGAGCGAGGAGGAGGAGGAGAGCGAGGAGUCCUCCAGCGAGGAGUCCGACACCGAGUCAGAUGAGGAGUCCUCGGACGACUCGGAGACGGACGACGAGUCUCUACCACUGGAGGAGCGUGUGCAAAAGAUGCAGGAGCGAUCCAAGCGCCAUGAAAAUAACGAAAAGGCCAUCAAGAAGGGCAACUACAUGCUGAAAACGACUGCUGAGCGGCUGUUCGACAAGCUCAGAAAUGAAAAGGAGAAAUAUAGAGCGUUGGAGAGAGAACUCAACGAGCUUGUCAACGAACUCGGAUAGCGUGAGAGGCGGCCUCUGCUCGCAUGUGAUGAAUGGUGUUUGUCACGAUAGAUAUUGGUUGUUGGAAACCACUGAUAGAUAGGUUUGCUUUAGACCAACACGCAGGCACCUUAACUUGGAACAGAGCGGUCUUACGUGAUUGCAUAUAUUUGUACAUGCAAUGCUUGCAAUUUAAUUUGCAUAGUCCGUUGACGAUAUUGGGGAAAGGUUACGUCGAUGCUUUUGCAUAACCGAGCUUUUUUGACGCCUUCGAUGCUUUUAUGCUGAGGGUGCCUGAGCUAUCGAUGAAUUGUGUGGAGUUCCAGCCAUGACCUCAAUGUCAGCUGCGAACGAAUAAGUAUUUCGCCGCUGAUCCUAGAGAUGAGUGUCGCAAAAGAAGUAUUACAUUGCACGAAAGAGGUAAGAGUCAAGAGAAGUGCCUAACAUUCGUAUGUUUGCUAUGCUAUAUAGCGCUAAGCAGCUAAAAUUCACAUGCUUUAUUGCGACCAGAGUUGAUGAUUUGGGAGAAGGAGCCGUUGUGGUGACAUUUUAUAUUCAUCACUAUGAAAGUGUACAAGCGUUUGCUAUGUUCUUUGUUGCAUAAUACACGUUUUACUCGAUA